AUGACAUUUGAACUACUGCUCAAAAUCAUUGCUAAUGGACUAUUCUUCACUCCAAAGGCUGUUAUUAGCGAUGUUGGAGGAGUCAUGACCAUGUUCAUCUAUUUUGUAAACCAGCCUCGCCUUCCUAAUAUGGAUGCCCCAUCACGUCGAAAUCAACUCAUUCGCUCAACUUCUAAUGAUAUUCCGAGCAAUGAGGCCUCUUCGUAUUUAUACUCUAGUGCCACAUAUCAGAAGAGUUGUACUGGAAUUUUUCCGCGGGUGACCAUCCUAAUGAUUGUUGUUAUGUUUAUAUUUGCAAGUUUUGGUGUACAAAUUGUUGGAGGAAAAUUAGCUGCUUGUAAUGACCCAACUGUCUUGUCAAGGGUUUGUUACCCAUUUAACUUACCAGUGACCCAGAAAAUGUUUUUUCCUCAGGAAAAUUGUACGGGUAUCUUCUGGCAAAAAAUUUUCGUUACACGUCUAGAAGUUUAUGGAAAAAAUGAUGAAGAGAUGCAUCCAAAAAUUCUUGUGCCAAGAGUGUGGACUAACCCGCGGAAUUUUAACUUCGAUCACGUUGGCAAUGCUAUGUUGGCUUUGUUUGAGACGCUGUCCUACAAGGGGUGGAACGUUAUUCGAGAUAUUCUUUAUAGCAGACAAGGACCU
This is a messenger RNA of Cylicostephanus goldi, 642 nucleotides long. The record is from the annotation of a GenBank genome assembly. Lineage: Eukaryota; Metazoa; Nematoda; Chromadorea; Rhabditida; Strongylidae.